CAAAGCUUGUGCUUCGCAGGUCGGAUAAAUUUGGUGCUGUACAAGUAUUCUGCAACAGUUGAAUCAAUCAGUUAUCCUUGCUAUUCAGUUGUUCACAUGGAUUUCACGCAAAUCUAGACAGCGAAACGAUUGCUCUAGGGAAUAUUAGCACAAAUUUGUCAGAUUCGACAAUCCGCAUGAACAUCGUCCAAUUCUCAGUUGCCGAGUCUGAUCGGACUGAAAGCGCCAUUGGAAGAUGAGAAAAACGCGGCAAGCCGCAGAAUUUUCGGAACUUAAGGAACUAGUACACCAGCUUCGAGUGUCCGAUCUGCAACAAUUGCUUGGGGAGCACAACGUCAGUCGCAGUGGCCGUAAAACUGAGUUGAUUGAGCGUGUCCUGAUCCUUGUGCGUCAGAAUAUUUCCGUGUUGAAGCAUAAAGUGCGUGACCUCCACCGUAAAGCUCUGCAGGAGUCUGUAGAGUCUUCCUCCAACUUGGCAUUGCAUAGCGCAAGAGAGCAUUCGGUACAGCCGUCCGUCAGUACAGAUUCAAACCUUGCUCUAGCGGUGCAAUCGCUCAUUUCAUCUGGGUUGUAUGUAGGUGCUAACAGCGACAAAACUAGCGUACCGAACAACAAUAAUAAUAUCCACGCAAUAGCUAAUUCACGCGCUGUAUCAGCGGGAAUGUAUCAGCAACAGUAUGCAAAUACUGUUCAAAAUGACAAUCGCGUAAGCCAAGUGCACGCGAAUGGUAUCACGACUCCAGGCUAUGCUGAAAAUCCAGGCUUCCCAAUUCACCCAGAUGUUCGCCUGAAAAAGCUAGCAUUCUACGAUGUUCUGGCCACUUUACUUAAGCCUGCUACAUUGGUGCCUAGCAACACAGCCCAGCGAGUGCAGGAAGGAUCAUUUUACUUCCACCUGACUCCACAGCAGGCAACGGAUGUGGCACUCAACCGUGACACGCGUAAUGCAAACCGGAUUGAGCACACUAUCCAGGUCCAGUUACGCUUCUGCCUUUUGGAAACGUCCUGCGAGCAGGAAGACUACUUUCCUCCCAAUAUCGUCGUGAAAGUGAACAACAAAUUGUGUCCGUUACCGAAUCCCAUUCCUACCAACAAACCCGGAGUUGAACCAAAGAGACCUCCGAGGCCGGUCAACAUUACACCAAACGUUAAGCUUUCCCCAGUUGUAGCGAAUCAUAUAACUGUAUCAUGGUGCACUGAAUACAACCGCGGUUAUGCUGUUGCUUGCUAUUUGGUACGCAAAUUAACGUCCGUUCAGCUCUUACAAAGAAUGAAAUCCAAAGGAGUGAAGCCUGCGGACUACACCAGAGCAUUAAUAAAAGAAAAACUGAAUGAAGAUGCAGAUUGUGAAAUAGCUACAACCAUGCUGAAAGUAUCACUUAUUUGUCCUCUGGGUAAAGCUCGCAUGAUAACUCCGUGUCGGGCUUCUACAUGCUCCCAUCUGCAAUGUUUCGACGCAAGACUAUACCUUCAGAUGAAUGAGCGAAAACCUACUUGGAACUGCCCCGUGUGUGAUAAACCGGCUAUUUAUGAUAAUUUAGUUAUCGAUGGCUAUUUCCAAGAAGUAUUAGAUUCAAAUAAGUUGUCGUACGAGGAUACAGAAAUUCAACUUCACAAAGAUGGAUCUUGGAGCACACACAUUAAACAAAGUGAAUUUUGUGACGAAUCUCCUGGAAAAGCCAUCCAGAAAGUUGAAGUUAUUUCGGAUGACAUAGAAGUUAUUACUACCGAUCCUCCCAAAAAUACCAUCGUCCCGCAGACAUCUGUCAUCUCACCUAAUGAGCCCACCUCUACAACAACUUCCAACGAAACGGUGGACCUAACACUCAGCGACUCGGAUGAUGAAGUAUCACAUAAAAGGAAAAUGAAUAACGGCAGAUCGACAAGCAGCUCUAAUAAUCCUUCUUCAUCUUCCUCUUUGACUGGCAACGCUUCGGCUGGUUCCGCUGCAUUAACGAGAUCCAAAGUCAAUGAAAACCUUCCAAUAGGAAAUAAAAGUAUUAUCAUCAGUGAAGAAAUAUUAGAUAGCGAAGAAAUUUAAUCAUAUUACAAUUCUUAACUAUGAACUGUACGGAAUCACAGGAACAUGUCCAAACAAAAUUUUAGUUAUGUGUACUUCAAAUUGUAUUGGCCAAAUCUGUAAAUUUAAAUUUACUUCACAAUUAUUGAACUUAGACAAUUGUGUUGGUCUGCUGCUGCUCAUUGUUAUCAGUAAGGAUCUAACGUUUUGUGUUUUACGCAUAUCAUACUGUUAGAUUUCCGAUCCAAUACUCAGUCAUUUGAUUUUUUUUCUUAAAUUAUGAAAAGAACUAAAAGAACUCUAUUUUGUUCAUUAUUUGAAACAACUGUGAAUGCACUGAAUGGUGAAUAACAUCGGAUGAACUAUUAACGAUUGAAAUACAUUAUCGACCAAAACAAAUAUAAUCCGAAAAAUCUUAUAAAUCAAGCAGAAUAGUUGUUUUUAUUUUCACAGAUUUGAUAAAAAAAAAACUUGUCUGUUUAUAUUCAACAGAUUUAGUUUGACAUUUCAACACUUUUUAUAUUGGUUCGCACAAUGUUCAUUAUUGCAUUCUGUGCAAUUGAAAAAUAACCUACAAAAAAUCCUGGUGGUGUGCUAGCUUAAGUUAAACAGUUUACUUUGCAAUAGUCGACCAUAACUUUAUUUGAAAAAUUUUUACAAAACGUUAACAAAACGCGAAAUAGGGGAAGCAAAAGCUCACGAUGCAUUAUAGUUUAGAAAGUAUAUUGGAGCAUAGGCUAUAAAUUUGAUACAAUUGUUAUUUGAUUGCGGAAAAAACUCUAGAGUAUAUUCUUUAAAUAUCUCAGUAUUUUGUUGGA
Anopheles bellator is the source of this 2838-nucleotide messenger RNA. RefSeq names its product E3 SUMO-protein ligase PIAS2 (gene Su(var)2-10). Gene Ontology annotation, biological process: regulation of transcription by RNA polymerase II; protein sumoylation. The record is from RefSeq and is a predicted model, not a curated record. NCBI's taxonomy places the organism in Eukaryota, Metazoa, Arthropoda, Insecta, Diptera, Culicidae. The coding region runs from base 236 to 2041 and encodes 601 amino acids. The transcript has 10 exons. Gene Ontology annotation, molecular function: transcription coregulator activity; SUMO ligase activity; zinc ion binding.